UAUAUUAGUCGUCAUGUAUAGCACGUACCUUAGGGUCUAUUUCUUUGUGUUGCAAGUAUUUUCACUUUUCUUACCCUUCGACUUCGUCAGGGUAGAAGCUUUUUAUAAGGCAAACGUCUUUCGGAAAUGUUAUGCCUUAAUCCUGACAGCUAUUAUACUCUUAGGCUGUGCAUAUAGCGAGUGGUUUAACGCGAUGACUAUUUACAAGACAUCUAGACCCUCAAAUGUAAUCUUGACUGUUCUGGAGAAUACCUUCCUCACAGCUAUUUGCGUUAUAUCGGUGUUGAGUUCGGAGUUUCUUCACAAAGAAAAUUGGGGACAAUAUUUGAAAAUACAGAAUAUAUUGAAGUGUAAAUUGCAUAUCAGGAAGAUGAAAAGGAAAAGUUCACACGUUGUACUGGAAUUGUUUCUGGGGCAUGUUCUUUUACUUCUUAUAAUAGGCGUAAAUCAGUAUGGGGAAGCUGUGUACGAUGAUACGAAGAUUUCACUUCCACCACGGAUCAUGCACGCUUUUGUGAAAAACGUAUUCUAUUACUACAUAUUCUUGAUCACGAGCAUUAUAUACAACACAAUACUGCUACUUAGAAACGAUUUUGUUUCACUGAAAGUAUUUUUGAUGGAAGCAUUCGGUACUUCGAAAUAUCCAUAUUUCAAUUUCUUGGGAGUAGACAGGCCAGCUCCACUGUUUGUUGUUGGACCUAAGGCAUCACAUUGCUUAGUGGAGGCAACAAAAGUACUGAACAUCCUGUUCGAGUGCGUGGAUAUAUGUAACAAAGUAUUCGGAGUUGUUAUAUUACUGAUGAGUUUUUCCACAGUCAUAACUAUUCUGUCUUCUAUCAAUACUACUCUGAUCAUGAUGCAGGAAAAGACUCUUACUGUAGAAAUAUUCUCCAAUAACGUGUGUGAAUUUUUUAUAUUCUUGAUAUGGAUGUCAUUCAUCAUCUCGUCAUGUGAUCUGUUGAAAGAGGAAAUAGAUUCCGUAACGAAGUUGUGUUGCAAACUGCAACAUUUACUACCACAUACGCAGGUUUGCAAGGAACGAAUAGAACUUCUCAAUAUGGCUCACCGGAUUUCUUAUGGAUCACUGACUAUUUCAGCUGCUGGGUUUUACGACGUGGAUUUGUCGUUGAUCAUUUCCGUUUUCACAAAUGUUGGCACCUACGCUAUUGCACUAAUACAGUUUAGUAUGCUGCAUUUUUAA
Acanthoscelides obtectus is the source of this 1201-nucleotide messenger RNA. Lineage: Eukaryota; Metazoa; Arthropoda; Insecta; Coleoptera; Chrysomelidae. The record is from the annotation of a GenBank genome assembly.